CUGGUCGUAGCUACAGUGGAGCGUCGAUUAUUCGAACGUCGCUCAACUGAACGACCAUGUAUGUCAUGGAGCCUACGUACUCACAGCUGUUUUUGUUUUGUUUUCGUUUUGAUUGUAAGAAGUGUUAAUUAAUUAAAAUGGAGCAAAACACAUUACAAAUACUAUCCCAAAACAUAUUUUUUUAUUUAACUGGUCACACGACCAAAGGAUUGUUAGUAAAAAAACACGUUGAAAAUCUUUCAAGCCAUGGCGAUUUUAGUUUCCCUAAUACCCUAAAGUCCUGGCAUGAAUAUGUUAAGUUGGAGACCGACGUUGGAGAAAAUGUUUCAUUGAUGAAUUACCUUCGUAAGGAUAUUGCAGAAUUGAUAGAAGAAUCCAAAAAAUGGAUGUUACCCGUGAAAAGUGCAAAGGAAGACAAGGGCCGCAUUUACUUAUAUCUUGAAAGAUCUAUAGCCAUUCGUGUUGGUAUACCGGAGGGUUUAAAAUAUAAUGAAUUAAUUUCAAGAAGACUGGCUGAGAAAUCAGCAAAUGUGUGUUGUGAUUCAGAAUGUGGUGACAAAGAUCUAACCUCUCUUCGUUUGAAGUACUUGCAUAAUGUUGUACGAAAUAUUUGCUCCUUAAAUAUGUGUAAAUCAGAGAUAUCAAAUAUUAUUGUGACUACUAAGUCUUCUAGCAAAAGUGAUAAUAUUAGAAUAAUUCUUUGCGGAGUAGUGUUGAAUGCUAAAACAGGUUCAAAAGAGACAACAAUAACAGCUGAUGAUUUUAUAAGGCUAAGACAAAAUGAAAUGACCCUUAUAGCCCAACAUAAGUACGGUGUUAGGGUAUCAACUGAUGAAAAAUGGAGAGAUUUCAUAAAUCACCUUGGAGAAUCUGCAGUUGCGUUUGAGAUGCUUCAGAUCAGGCCAAACAGUGCUGUUAAAAUUAAUUUUGAUACCUCGUCUGCCGGCUCUAGCAAAGGAGCAUCGUUUGUUUUAUACAACUGCGCAAGAUUGGAGACCAUCAUCAGAACUUUUAACAGCAGAGUCAGUGAAGGUUCAUAUCCCCCACUUCCUAGCUUGGAAGAUACAGAUUUUAGUCUUCUUACUCAAGAGGACGAAUGGUGCCUAGUUUUUAACUUCAUACUGGGAUUUCCUCUGAUGCUGGAGAAUUGUGUCGACGUAUCUGAAAAGUCAUGCGAAUUCAGGCCACACCAGAUCUGCUCUUUUCUAUGCUCUAUGGUUAGAGUAUUUAGCCAGUACUACAGGAGAGUCAGAAUACUUACCGAGCCAAGAAAGCAUCUUCUACCAGUGAUGUUUGCCCGAAUCCACAUGCUUCAAGUACUAAAUGAUACCCUGAAGACUUGUUUAAAGAUAUUAAACAUUAAAAGUGUCUCACAGAUCGAAAGGUCCGGUCAAGGGUGCCCUGAACCGGCGACUUUAUACGAAGAGAGACAUGUAGCGAAAUUAGUAUGCAAGGGUCGUUACAAGUGGGAAGAGGUGGCCUCUGCCUACCCCUCCGGGGGAGAGGUGGCAAUGGCGCGCCGCGAUUGGCCCGCCGAGCCCAGCCCGAACGCCGCCGACAAAUCGCGAAGCGCUCUGCUCGGUCGCGCGUCCCGACUCGCCUAG
Amyelois transitella is the source of this 1604-nucleotide messenger RNA. RefSeq lists its product as uncharacterized. NCBI's taxonomy places the organism in Eukaryota, Metazoa, Arthropoda, Insecta, Lepidoptera, Pyralidae. The record is from RefSeq and is a predicted model, not a curated record. Gene Ontology annotation, biological process: tRNA C3-cytosine methylation; arginyl-tRNA aminoacylation. Gene Ontology annotation, molecular function: tRNA binding; ATP binding; arginine-tRNA ligase activity. Bases 138 to 1604 code for a protein of 488 amino acids. The transcript is spliced from 8 exons.